This is a messenger RNA of Eimeria necatrix, 960 nucleotides long. RefSeq lists its product as hypothetical. Gene Ontology annotation, cellular component: nucleus. Lineage: Eukaryota; Apicomplexa; Conoidasida; Eucoccidiorida; Eimeriidae. Gene Ontology annotation, molecular function: transcription cis-regulatory region binding. The transcript is spliced from 5 exons. The coding region runs from base 1 to 960 and encodes 319 amino acids. The record is from RefSeq and is a predicted model, not a curated record. Gene Ontology annotation, biological process: regulation of transcription by RNA polymerase II.
AUGUUUAAUUCUUUUCUGCUGCAGAGCCUCCUUGUUGUCCUUUCCGCCCUCUGCGUGAUAAUCCCCUUUUUGCUGCUGCUGCCGCUGCUGCGGCAGGGCUGGCUGCUGGUGGUGAGCCUGCUGGACGUUGCUGCUGCUGCUGCUGCUGCUGCAGCAGCAGCAGCAGCAGCAGCGCCAGCAGCAGCAGGAGUCCUCAGCCUCGUGAGGCCAGGCUUCCUCCUCUGGGCACUCCUGGACUCGCUGCUGCUGACAGCUUUGCUGCAGCAGCUUUUCAAGUUUGCUGCUGCUUUCCAGCUGCAGCACAAGGUGUACGUACACCCCAGCAGCCUGCUGCUCUUCUACACCGCCCUCGCCGCCAACGCCUUUUCCCUCGCCACUGGCACACAUGAUGCCUUCCGCCUCGCCAGCCAACUCGCCGGGGGGCCCCCGGGGGGCCCCCCAGGAGGCGCAGCGGCUGGGGGCCCUUUGGUCCUUUUGUGUGUUUCACGGAGGGUACGAAUUGCCCAGCCAGCUACUCACUGCAGCACUGAUUGCAUGCAACGUCAGCAGCAGCAGCAGCACCAGCAGCAGCAGCAGCAGCAGCAGCAGCAGCAAGACUGGAGGAAGCAGCUUUAUACAGACAUCAGCCAAAAUGUGGCCAUGAGGUUUCUGUGGGGCCGCCCGGCGAACGCCGUUGCUGCUGCUGCGCUGCGGACUGUAGCAGCAACAGCAGCACUUUGUCAGUUUUUUUCAAUUAUGGUGAUGAUCUUCAGUCUUUUAAUUGCUGCUGUUGCAUGCAGAAAGGCUUAUCUCCGUGCUGCAGCAGCAGACGCAGCAGCAGCAGCAGCAGCAGGAGGCUGCAGCCCCGUGGGGGCGCCGCGGCUGCUGUUCAGUUUGAAGGAUUUGUUCGGCUCGGAGGAAGCAGAGGCGGAAGAAAGCGCGGCGCUGCUGGCGAGCGGGCGCGAGCGCUGGGGUGUAUAG